Messenger RNA from Phoenix dactylifera (date palm), 1622 nucleotides. The record is from RefSeq and is a predicted model, not a curated record. NCBI's taxonomy places the organism in Eukaryota, Viridiplantae, Streptophyta, Magnoliopsida, Arecales, Arecaceae.
CGCAGAGGCGGGGACGUGAUAAUUAGCUCCUCGCAUGCAGCUUAUUACACAAAUGAUGACGGAGGUGGGUUCAAGAACCUGAGCCUUGUGAGUGGCAAACCAAUACAGGCCUGGAUAGAAUACAAUCACUUGGAAGGACUGCUUAAUGUAUCGUUGGCACCUAUUGAUGUAGCCAAACCAGGCGUUCCAUGCUUGUCUUCAAAUGUAACUCUCUCUUCCUUGAUCUCAGACUAUAUGUAUGUCGAAUUUUCUUCUUCGGUAGGACCAUUUAUAACAUCUCAUUACAUUCUGGGCUGGAGCUUUAAGUUGAAUGGAAGGGCUCAAGCACUCGAUCUCUCACGUCUUCCAUCCCUCCCCCGCACAGGGUCUAAAUCGAGCUUAGAGUCUUGGAAGAUUGGGUUGCCGAUAAUCUUGGCAAUACUCUUGUUGUUAAUAAUCGUAAUUGGCAUAAUCCUUCUUGUGAAUAGUAGGAUUAAAUUCAGAGAGGUGUUUGAAGAUUGGGAGGUAGAAUAUGGACCCCAGAGGUUCUGCUACAAGGACCUAUUCUUGGCCACCAAAGGCUUCAGAGACCAACAUCUCUUGGGAGCUGGAGGUUUUGGUAAGGUCUACAGUGGUGUGCUGCCAAACACUGGCAUCCAAGUUGCAGUUAAGCAGGUCUCGCACGAAUCAAGACAAGGUAUGAGAGAGUUCAUCGCAGAGAUUGUUAGCAUCGGCCGCUUGCGUCACCGGAACUUGGUACAGCUCCUUGGUUAUUGCAGGAGAAAAAGGGAGCUCUUGUUGGUCUAUGAAUUCAUGUCCAAUUCUAGUUUGGACAAGCACCUAUUUAACCAACCUAAGCCGAUGCUUAGCUGGGGACAAAGAUUCCAAAUAAUCAAAGGUGUAGCUUCCGCGCUUUAUUAUUUGCACGAAGGAUGGGAGAAGGUGGUUGUUCACAGAGAUAUCAAGGCCAGCAACAUCCUGCUAGAUGAUCAGAUGAAUGGAAGACUAGGUGAUUUUGGCCUGGCAAGACUCUAUGAUCACGGAAACGAUCCCCAGACUACACAUGUAGUUGGAACUUUGGGUUACCUUGCGCCGGAGCUCGCCAAGACUGGCAAGGCAACUACAAGCACAGAUGUGUUUGCCUUUGGUGGAUUUUUGCUUGAGGUGGCUUGUGGAAGAAGGCCAAUAGAGAUAAGAGCAUCAGAACAAGACAUUGUGUUGGUAGAUAAAGUUCUGGAGUGCUGGAAGGCAGGGACUAUUUUGGAGGCAAGGGAUCUUAAAUUGGAGAAUGAAUAUAUUGCUGAAGAGAUGGAGAUGGUGCUAAAGCUUGGCCUCCUUUGCUCACACCCUAACUUCAGUUCUAGGCCUCCUAUGCGGCUGGUGAUCCGAAUACUGGAACGCGAGGCUCCCCUUCCUGAGAUGUCUGAAGAUGGUUGGAAUGCCGAGAUUUCAGGUUUGGGGAAGGAAGGCUUUGAUGAUAUUGGCAUGUCAGAUAGUUCACUGUUAACCAUGUCUGCCUGCUCAGCAUCAGCAAUGGGAUCUACUCUCUUGACAGGCCGUUGAUAGUGGUAAAUGUUUGUAAAAGUAAUGCUUAAAGUAUAUCUAGCUUCAUGCUAUGAAUGGUACAAAUGCUUUUUAUUGCA